Brienomyrus brachyistius is the source of this 1378-nucleotide messenger RNA. It is a transcript of the gene rabl3, whose product is annotated as RAB, member of RAS oncogene family-like 3. Gene Ontology annotation, molecular function: GTPase activity. The record is from RefSeq and is a predicted model, not a curated record. NCBI's taxonomy places the organism in Eukaryota, Metazoa, Chordata, Actinopteri, Osteoglossiformes, Mormyridae. The transcript is spliced from 8 exons. Gene Ontology annotation, biological process: intracellular protein transport. Gene Ontology annotation, cellular component: endomembrane system. Bases 61 to 762 code for a protein of 233 amino acids.
CAGAAAUGUGGGCGGGAUGCGGAUAUACUUCCGGGUUCGUGUCAGAAGGCGUGUGCAAACAUGGCGUCGCUCGACCGGAUCAAGGUACUUGUUUUGGGAGAUUCAGGUGUCGGGAAGUCGUCGCUGGUUCAUUUGCUGUGUCAAAAUCAGGUGCUGGGAAAUCCUUCGUGGACAGUGGGCUGUUCCGUGGACGUGCGUGUCCAUGACUACAAAGAAGGGACUCCGGAGGAGAAAACCUUCUACAUUGAAUUGUGGGAUGUUGGCGGAUCGGUGGGCAGCGCCAGCAGCGUGAAAAGCACCAGAGCUGUUUUUUACAGCUCUGUUAACGGUAUAAUUUUAGUGCAUGACCUGACCAACAAGAAGUCCUCGCAAAAUUUAUACCGAUGGUCGCUGGAAGCUCUGAAUAAGGACUCGUCUCCAACUGGAGUCAUAGUCACAAAUGGAGAUUACGAUAGAGAGAAGUUUGCUGAGAACCCAGUGCCUUUGCUUAUGAUAGGGACUAAAUAUGACCAAAUUCCUGAAAACAAACGCAAUGAUGUCUUGACAAGGACGGCCUUCCUGUCAGAAGACUUUAAUGCUGAGGAAAUAAAUCUGGAUUGCACUAAUCCGCGGUAUCUGGCAGCAGGCUCAUCCAACGCGGUCAAGUUAAGCAGGUUCUUUGACAAGGUAAUAGAGAAGAGAUACUUCACGAAGGAGCCUAAUCAGAUGACUGGUUUCACAGACCGAAAACGUUUCAACUUCAAAAAUCUGCACUAUGACUGAGAGCCGCAUGGCGCCGGUUCUGUCCAUUUUUGAACGAUGUGGACGCUUCCCUGCUGUUAGCCGGGUGAAUUUGAAGGGACCGUUUUGGGACACGGGAGCUUCACAGAUGGGCUACCAUGAGCGAUUGAACUCAGAUGUUGAAUUCGAUUCAUUUUACUCUAUUAAAUCCUCUCACGAUAAUGCGUAUGGAGAGACAGCAGCCAUGGGAGAUAAGCGUGCUGUUUCAGAUCAUCAGAUCAGGCUCCUGCCUUGAUCUGUUCUGCCUUCCCUAAGUGCUCCUGCUGCAGGACAGAAGGAUCUAUUCAGCUGAUCAGAGGCGAAGGAAACCAACAGACCCAACCAGCCAAUCAAACAUCAAGAAAAUAGUAGUGUUUGGAAUAUCAGAAAUUAAAUACUGUGUUUUACAGUCAGGGGUACUCUGUUUAAAUUAGGUGGUUGUAUUAAAAGACCAGGUAACUGGGAGAGUGUAAACAGGAGCUCUUUGCUGACCAUCGCUGGGGGGGGGGGGGGGGGGAGUAAACGGUUCAUUCACAAACCUUCAGCAUCACAUCGUAGCUGUUCUAAUUUGUUUCAUAUAGAGAAAUUUCUAUUAAAUUUGCCAUUUUUAUCCUCUGAA